UGCACCUCAUCGAUCGAGCCAAACCUACCAGAGCAAACACCACUGACCCCAACACGUCCCAGGAGCAAGAAUACAGAGAGGAACCGAAGAUGAGCGUGGAGAUCCUGGACGGGAGCACGGUCCGGAGCUUCGUGGAGGACGAGGGCGCCUUCAACGCCUCCGUCGACGGCCGCUUCGCCGCGCUGGACGCCGACCGUGACGGCCUGCUCACGUACGCGGAGAUGGCCGGGGAGCUCAUGAGCCUCCGGGUGCUCGAGAAGCACUUUGGCGUGGACGACGCCGCGUUGCGGGCCGAGGAGCUCGGGGCGCUGUACCGCGGCCUGUUCGCGCGGUUCGACAGGGACGGCAGCGGCGAGGUGGACCGGGACGAGUUCCGGGCGGAGAUGAGGGAGGUGCUGCUCGCCGUGGCCAACGGGCUCGGCUUCCUCCCCGUGCAGAUGGUCGUCGAGGAGGGCAGCUUCCUCAAGACUGCCGUCGACAGGGAGCUCGCCCAGCUCGCCAAAGCUGCGUAAAGCUCUAGUACUAAAUUACUCACGACCAUGGCUUAUCUCGGCAGCGGAUUUUUCGCAUUUAUUUUUUUCCUAUUUGUAACUUCAGAUAUUGUGUUGAGCUACAUCAUUACUAAUUAUAAACGUAAUAGUUUUUUUUCUAUUCCGAGGAUGUAACCGUUGAUCGUGAGAUAUGCAUUGGGUGCUACAUUUUUUUAA
Molecule: messenger RNA, 707 nt
Organism: Panicum hallii
Lineage: Eukaryota; Viridiplantae; Streptophyta; Magnoliopsida; Poales; Poaceae
Exons: 1
Coding region: 90-512 (140 amino acids)
Molecular function (GO): calcium ion binding
Source: RefSeq, a predicted model, not a curated record